Messenger RNA from Drosophila miranda, 894 nucleotides. RefSeq names its product farnesol dehydrogenase. The transcript has 2 exons. Bases 43 to 792 code for a protein of 249 amino acids. The record is from RefSeq and is a predicted model, not a curated record. Lineage: Eukaryota; Metazoa; Arthropoda; Insecta; Diptera; Drosophilidae.
AGAGAGAGCCCCUCAGUUGUGUGUCGCUCGUGGCGGAAAAACAUGGAACGUUGGCAGAAUCGUGUGGCAGUGAUAAGUGGCGCCAGCUCGGGCAUUGGGGCCGCCUGUGCCCGUCUACUGGUGGCCGCUGGCCUUCAGGUGGUGGCUCUGGCCCGGCGCACCGAUCGCCUGGAGCAGCUGCGCCAAUCGCUGCCGCAGGAGCAGCAGAAGCUCUUCCAUCAGCGCACGUGCGACAUCUCGCAGGAGUCGCAGGUGAAUGGCACCUUCGAGUGGAUCGAACGGGAGCUGGGCGGCAUCGAUGUACUGAUCAACAAUGCGGGCAUUGUCCUGGGCGGCCAGCUGAUCGAUAUGCCCACCCAGGAGAUCGGCAAUGUCCUGCAAACGAAUCUCAUGGGCAGCAUCUACUGCACGAAACUGGCCGCUGGCAGCAUGCGGCGCCGCCAGUUCCCAGGACAUUUGUUCUUUGUGAACAGCACCGCCGGUUUGGCCGGCUACAAGCCGGAUCCGGCCGAUGAGAGCCUCAAUGCGUACACCCCCAGCAAAUUCGCCCUCACGGCGGUCCAAGAGAUAUUCAGACAGGAGCUCAUAGCACAAGGAUCUAAGAUCAAGACAACGAGCAUCAAUCCUGGUUGGGUGGCCACCGAAAUCGUGCCAGACGAAACCAAAGAAAAGCUGGGCGAUGUGAUACUCCAGGCGGACGAUGUGGCCCAGGCAGUGCUCUAUGCCCUCUCCACGCCGCCCCAUGCCCAGGUGGAGCAGAUAACGCUGCGAGCCGUUGGCGAAUACUUUUGAUAAGAGAACACCCCCCCCACCGCCACCACCACCCUCCAGAUAACAGAUUAAACAACGGCCCACCCCACCCCGUAGUGGCUGUAAGCACUGUAAUCGACACUC